Alternaria infectoria is the source of this 1152-nucleotide messenger RNA. RefSeq lists its product as uncharacterized. Gene Ontology annotation, molecular function: protein binding. NCBI's taxonomy places the organism in Eukaryota, Fungi, Ascomycota, Dothideomycetes, Pleosporales, Pleosporaceae. Bases 1 to 1152 code for a protein of 383 amino acids. The record is from RefSeq and is a predicted model, not a curated record. The transcript has 2 exons.
AUGGAUAAUACACCAGAGAAUGUACCGAAGCGUUCGGAGAAAAGCCCCUCUACCUUGUUCGCUCAGCUCGGAGGCAUACCUAGCGAGACAUCAAUUCCAGGAGGGUCUAGAGUAAUGAGUUCCGAGUAUGGCUCUGGGAUCAACGCGCCAGCAGUUCAGCAGGCUCCUGGCAGCUUGUUCGGGCAGCACAGUACUAGUGGCUUAUUUGGAGGUAAGGCCGCUGCUCAAGUCGCUGCUGCUCAAGCAACUGGGCAACCGGUUCCUGGCGGGCUGUUUGGUGGUGUAAACCGGAACCUAUUCGACGGAUUUACCGAGCCGCCACCGCCGAGUAGCGCAAAUGCUCGUCCACUAUUUGGGUUCGGUAGCUCAUCUCAUUUCAAGCCUGACACUGGAGGUGGACUCUUUGGCAAUCUAGGUCAGGCUAGCAACUCGCGCAAGGGGAGUCUGUUCGGACAUGUAGCGGCCGUGGAUAGUGAACCUGCUCGUGCCGAUCAGCAGAUGUUGAGAGUACCGGAUAUUCGCGUCGUCGAAGACCAGGCAAUCAACUUCGGAUGUGAUCUCCUCACCAUCCACGUCGGCCAGGACGAGCGUGCGCGAACCUUCAGUAUCCACUCUGAUCUCCUCACUGCCCGGUCAACCUACUUCAAGGACUUCUUUUCUAACGACGCUGACCAAAAGUCAUUUGAUCUGCCUGAAAUCAACCCUCGCGCGUUUGCUCUAUACUUCCAGCUCAUCUAUACCGGUCGCAUUCCAAGUAAACGUAAUGAUGCAUCCGAUGCUGAACACGACGAGUACGCCCUUCUGUGCAAGCUCUACACCAUUGCCCACCUUGUCAAAGACGCGAAGGCCAAAGACUCUGCCCUGGAUGCUAUUCUCGUUAAGGCAACAGAAAGCGCUGAGAUCCCAUCAAGCGAGCAUGUAUGGAUCGUCUACGCCGGCACUGAAGGGCCCUGCAAAGCUCGGAAGAUGAUGGUCGACUUCUAUACUUACAAGGCUACCGGAGAGUGGAUGAGAGCACAAGGCGAGGACGCACAUGGACGAGGUUUUCCGCCAGAGUUUUGGAGUGAGCUGGCAAUUAGCUUGGUGGACAAGAGGAGCCUGCCAGAUCGACGGAUGGCUGGCAUGGACGCAAAUGAAUACCACGGACAGUGA